Molecule: messenger RNA, 1051 nt
Organism: Nematolebias whitei (Rio pearlfish)
Lineage: Eukaryota; Metazoa; Chordata; Actinopteri; Cyprinodontiformes; Rivulidae
Gene: rasl11b
Product: RAS-like, family 11, member B
Exons: 4
Coding region: 125-871 (248 amino acids)
Molecular function (GO): GTPase activity; GTP binding
Source: RefSeq, a predicted model, not a curated record
AGUUGGAGCGGUGCUUCAGAUCUUUGGGCUACUUCACAGUUCUCCUCAGAGGGCUCACCCAGACUGCUCUGGACGAGUUUAUUUGUUUAUCUUUUAAUCCUCGACUUUUACAGCCGAGGAAACGAUGCGGCUCAUCCAGAACAUGACGACCAUAGCGGAGUGCACCGCACCUGAAAACUCCGUCCCGAGCCGGGUCAUUAAAAUAGCUGUUAUUGGAGGCAGCGGAGUGGGCAAAACCGCUCUGGUGGUGAGAUUUUUAACCAGGCGUUUCAUUGGAGACUAUGAGCGAAAUGCAGGUAACCUGUACUCCAGAGAGGUCCAGGUGGACGGAGAACAAGUGAUCAUUCAGGUUCAGGACACUCCUGGUGCAGAGAUGACUGAUAACGGUAUCGGCCUGCCUGACCACGUCAGCUGCUCCAUCCAGUGGGCUGAUGCCGUGGUGCUGGUGUACUCCGUGACAGACCGAGGCAGCUUUGAUUUGGUGGAUCAGCUACAUCAGCUGGUCGUUCGUGCAGGUGGGUCCAACAUGCCUCCUGUGAUCCUGCUGGCUAACAAAGCAGACCUGCUGCACCUGCGGUGUGUUGACUCCCAGCAGGGCCCUCUGUUGGCGAGCUCACUGGGCUGCGCCUCCUACGAGGUUUCUGCCAGCGAAGACUAUAACCAGGUGCAUGAGGCUUUCCACAGGCUGUGCUGCCAGCUAGCCAAGCAGCCACCCUGUACUGCUGGCCCCUCACACACCUCUGCUGGUGCUGCCACGGAGAAGAGACGCUCCCCCCUCAUCCCCCGACCAAAAUCUCCCAACAUGCAAGAUCUGAAGAGACGCUUUAAGCAGGCGCUGUCAGCAAAAGUCAGGACUGUCACGUUAGUGUGAGGAAAGCUGCUGAAACUGAUCCUGAGUGGUCCUAAUGGAAGGACAGAGCUUCUCCACUUGAUGUCCAGUCAGACUGAAGGCAACAGUGAGAUGAACGUCUGUCUAACAGAAGGUAAAUGAUCUGAAGAGGUGUGGACCUCCUGCUGGGCAGGAGUCAGUCGUGUCUGAAAACGUGUAAAG